UCGCGAGAUAAAUCGAGAACGCAAAAGCUAGCAGGCGCGCUAGCCAGUUUUGUUCUUCCGUAAUAGAGAUUUAUCUCGUUUUUAUUAUGGCCACAAUGUCCGGAGCAACAAACCUCGGCAUUCCCGGGGCAAGACUAGCCAGCUCCGGAACUUCCGCACACCGUAAAAAAGACAGCAGUCCGUCCGCUAGGUUCUGGGAGAGUCCGGAGACUUUAGCCCAGCUGGAGGUGGUGCGACAGUGGAUCGGGAAGCACUACAAAAAGUAUGUGCUGGUGGAUGCCCCUUCGUGUCAGGCUCUGGCUGCAGUCACCCUGCAGCUCCUCCAGUUCCAAGAGGAUGCGUUUGGCAGACAAGCGACCAGCCCUGUUCUCACCAAACUGCCUGCAAAAAGCUUCCUGGACCUGCGACCAGCGGGUGGACUCUGCCACAUUCUUGGCACUGCCUACAAGUUUAAGGCAGAGCAAGGCUGGCGUAGGUUUGACUUGCAGAAUCCAUCAAGAACUGAAAGGAAUGUUGAGAUGUUUGGUGCCAUUGGAAUAUCACUGAUCCAGAACAAUGGUAUGUCACUGCCUGUGGUGUAUGUGGACCCUACGCUGGACCAGGAGCUGGUUAGCAGACUUACAGAUGUGAUCGCCAAACACCAGGGUACGCUCACUGAGGACCGAACGCUCGCCAGUCACCACAUCUACCCCUCACCUGCUUCUAAAGAGGAAGAGAGGCUUAUGCACAAGCAAACACAAUGCUAACCCUUUUUGUCUUUCUUGCUACUCUUAUACAGUUAUGACAGUUGGCUGUCCUCAAGUGAUGUUGAAGGAGAGGUUGAAGAGCCACCACAUUCAGAAAAGCCGUGGCGGGUCCAUGCUGGCUGGGUUCUGGACACGGAUGUUUUCAACGAGUGGAUGAACGAAGAAGACUAUUGUGUGAAUGAGAGGAAUGUAGCUAUCAUUCUCCGCCGGCGUAUUCACCUCAGAGACGAGCAGGACUCCAAACACACCCCUUCAAAAAAGAGAAGACGCUCCAUCUCUCCUCCCUCUGAAGGCAGGAAGAAGGGAAAGAAAGGGCGAAGGCGUGGACCACAGGAGGAAGAGCCAGAAGAAGACUUGACCAAAGACAUGGAGGACCCUACCCCUGUCCCUAACAUGGAGGAAGUUAUUUUACCCAAGAAUGUCAACCUGAAGAAGGACAGUGAGAAUAUUCCUGUCAAAGGAGGGACCAUGGCUGACCUGGAUGAACUGGAGGAGGAUUUCCCAGGAAGGGAAGAUGAGGAGGGAAGAGGGGAUACACAUCGGCUUUCAGAAGGAGAAGACAACACCACAGAACAAACACAUCACAUCAUAAUACCGAGCUACACGUCUUGGUUCAAUAACAACAGCGUUCACUCGAUAGAGAAACGUUCGUUGCCUGAAUUCUUCCAUGGAAAGAACAAGUCAAAAUCACCAGAAAUCUACCUGGCAUACCGUAACUUCAUGAUCGACACAUACCGGCUCAACCCCCAGGAAUACCUCAGCUCAACGUCCUGCAGACGCAUCCUCACUGGAGACGUCUGCUCUGUCAUAAGGGUUCAUUCACUUUUGGAGCAGUGGGGUUUGAUUAACUACCAGGUGGAUGCAGAGAGCAAACCCCUGCCCAUGGGACCCCCACCCACCCCUCAUUUCAAUGUAUUGAUUGACACACCGUCCGGGCUGGCCCCACUUCAACACAAACCCCUGCAGGUGUCAGCCUCGCAGAACAUGUUGUUUUUCCAGGAAAAGAGCAGAGAGAAGCCUUUAGAAUGCCAGAACUUUGGUCUGCGCUCCGACAUCUACACCAAGAAAAUCCCUAAGACUAAAGGAGUAUCAGGAAGAGAAUGGACGGAGCAAGAGACGCUCUUGCUGUUAGAGGCCUUAGAGGUGUACAGAGAUGACUGGAACAAAGUAUCUGAGCAUGUGGGCUCCAGAACGCAGGAUGAGUGUAUUCUCCACUUCCUCCGCCUGCCGAUAGAAGACCCUUACUUAGAAGACUCCGCGGCUUCCCUCGGCCCACUGGCGUACCAGCCCGUGCCUUUCAGCCAAUCAGAAAACCCCGUCAUGAGCACCGUGGCCUUCCUGGCCUCUGUGGUGGACCCUCGGGUGGCAUCAUCUGCAGCUAAGGCCGCACUGGAGGAGUUUUCCAAAGUGCACGAGGAGUCGCUGGAUAAGAUCUCUGAAGCGUCCAACCAGCCUGACAAAACAGAAUCAAUGGAAGUAGAGAAAAUUGAAACAAACUCCACCCCCCUUCAGAUCUCCCAGGUUCCUUUAAGGGCAGAUGGGCUCAAAGUGGAACCCAGUGUGGCCAAUGUGACGGGAGAACUAGUCAAAAGCGAAAAUGCUGAAAAUAUACUUGCAGAGGAGGGAGACGGAGUAAGGGUAGAUGAUGAUGAGAGCUUUGAUCAGGCAGACGUGGAUGAGGGGAGGUUGUUGGAGCAGGAUCUGGUGGAUGGCAGCGUUGUCACGGCAGCAGCUGCUGCUCUUUCCUCCGCUGCCACAAAGGCCAAGCACCUGGCAGCAGUAGAAGAGAGGAAGAUCAAGUCCCUGGUGGCUCUGCUGGUGGAGACCCAGAUGAAGAAGCUGGAGAUCAAGCUGAGACACUUUGAGGAGCUGGAGACCAUCAUGGACCGAGAGAAAGAGGCUCUGGAGCAGCAGCGGCAGCAGCUCCUCUCUGAGAGACAGACUUUCCACACCGAGCAGCUCAAACAGGCAGAGAUCAAGGUUCGCCAGCAGAGGGAGCAGCAGGCGCAGCCGGGAUACACCGUGCAGCCAACAGCUGUGCCUCCUGCUUCAGCUCAGUCCAUGCCCAACAGGAUGAUUCCUGGUGGAGUAAACGCCCAGACAAUGGCUCCUCGACAUCCUGGAGCUCCCAAUGGCAUGUACCCGUCCUCUCAGCCUGAUGGGAUAGCACCAGCUCAGCCGGGCCCUCCAGCAGCCAGUCACAACUGAACAGACCAGAACAACAAAAUGCACACAUACCAGUCCUCCUACGUCCGAGAAAAUUCAAGGAACACCGGCAGAAAUGUUCAGUAACAAUUAAGAAGUUGAAUAACGUAACUAUUCUGUACUAGUCACAUGUUUAUAGACACUCAAGCACAUGGACGCAGCUAAUGUGUAAUUUGGUCAACGGCUCAGUCCGUCUUUUAUCUGAAUUAUUUGUGCUCUGCCGUCAGAGUGGAGAAAUCUGAAGAUUUAACUCAACUCAUUAAAGUUGUUUUACAUGAAACCAAAUGUAUCUCUUGUUCUUGUCUAGCUUUUAUUCAGU
Messenger RNA from Notothenia coriiceps (black rockcod), 3270 nucleotides. Its product is annotated as SWI/SNF complex subunit SMARCC1-like. Gene Ontology annotation, biological process: cell projection morphogenesis. Gene Ontology annotation, molecular function: protein binding. Lineage: Eukaryota; Metazoa; Chordata; Actinopteri; Perciformes; Nototheniidae. The transcript has 27 exons. The record is from RefSeq and is a predicted model, not a curated record. Gene Ontology annotation, cellular component: synapse.